Hypomesus transpacificus is the source of this 3812-nucleotide messenger RNA. RefSeq names its product transportin 3 (gene tnpo3). Bases 151 to 2925 code for a protein of 924 amino acids. Gene Ontology annotation, molecular function: small GTPase binding. Gene Ontology annotation, biological process: protein import into nucleus. The record is from RefSeq and is a predicted model, not a curated record. Lineage: Eukaryota; Metazoa; Chordata; Actinopteri; Osmeriformes; Osmeridae. Gene Ontology annotation, cellular component: nuclear membrane; cytoplasm. The transcript is spliced from 23 exons.
ACACGGGAAACUGUACGGCCGGGAAUAACGAGCACAACCACAAGGACUGAAUAGACAUUGGUACCCCGUGUAACUAUACUCUCUUGAGGAAGCUAGCGCCUUUAUAGAUACCCACAUAGAUAUCUUCAACCUACGACAUAGCAUAGCGCUAUGGAGGGGGGUAAACCGACACUUGCACUUGUGUAUCAAGCCGUGCAGGCUCUUUAUCAUGAUCCGGACCCUGCCGGUAAAGAGCGAGCCUCCGUGUGGCUUGGGGAGCUGCAGAGAUCGAUGUAUGCCUGGGAGAUAUCCGACCAGCUCCUUCAAAUGAAGCAGGAUGUGGAGUCGUGCUACUUCGCAGCUCAGACCAUGAAGAUGAAGAUCCAGACGUCGUUCUACGAGCUCCCACCAGAGACGCACAUCGCCCUGCGUGACUCACUGCUCUCCCACAUCCAGAACCUCAAAGACCUUUCCCCCAUCAUCGUCACUCAGCUGGCUCUGGCCAUAGCAGACCUUGCCCUUCAAAUGGCUUCCUGGAAGGGCUGCGUUCACACCCUCAUUGAAAAGUACAAUAACGACGUCAGCUCCAUGACGUUCCUGAUGGAGAUCUUGACGGUGCUGCCUGAGGAGGUGCACAGCCGCUCCCUGCGUAUCGGAGCCAACCGAAGGACUGAGAUCAUCGAGGACCUGGCCUACUACUCUAGCACCGUGGUCACCCUACUGGUGACGUGUGUGGAGAAGACAGGCAGCGACGAGAAGAUGCUGAUCAAGGUGUUCCGCUGUCUGGGCAGCUGGUUCAACCUGGGAGUCCUGGACAGCAACUUCAUGGCCAGCAACCAGCUGCUCAUGGUCCUCUUCCAAGUGCUGCAGAGAGACGAGACUUCCACCAACUUGCACGAGGCCGCCUCGGACUGCGUGUGCUCGGCCCUGUACGCCAUCGAGAACGUGGACACCCACAUGCCGCUGGCCCUGCAGCUGUUCCAGGGCGUGCUCACGCUGGAGACGGCCUACCACAUGGCCGUGGCCCGAGAGGACCUUGACAAAGUGCUCAAUUACUGUAGGAUCUUCACCGAGCUGUGCGAGACGUUCCUGGAGACCACCGUGAGGAGCCCGGGCCAGGGCAUGGGAGACCUACGGACCCUGGAGCUCCUGCUCAUCUGUGCAGGACACCCCCAGUAUGAGGUGGUUGAGAUCUCCUUUAACUUCUGGUACCGUCUGGGAGAGCACCUGUAUAAGACCAACGACCCAGCCUUGCACGGAAUCUUCAGACCCUACAUCCAGAGACUGUUGCACGGCCUGGCCCGCCACUGCCAGCUGGACCCUGACCACGAGGGGAUUCCAGAGGACACGGAUGACUUUGGGGAGUUCAGGAUGAGGGUGUCUGACCUGGUCAAGGACGUCAUCUUCCUGGUGGGCUCCAUGGAGUGUUUCUCCCAGCUGUACUCCACUCUGAAAGAGGGGAACCCGCCUUGGGAGGUGACUGAGGCAGUUCUCUUCAUCAUGGCCGCCAUCGCCAAGAGUGUCGACCCGGAGAACAACCCCACCCUGACGGAGGUUCUGGAGCAGGUGGUGCUGCUGCCUGAGACGGUCCACAUCGCUGUCCGCUUCACCAGCAUAGAGCUGGUGGGGGAGAUGAGCGAGGUCGUGGACAGGAACCCACGCUUUCUAGAUCCCGUGUUGAACUACCUGAUGAAGGGCUUGAGGGAGAAGCCGCUGGCCUCGGUGGCAGCCAAGGCCAUCCACAACAUCUGCUCAGUGUGCAGAGACCACAUGGCCCAGCACUUCCAGGGGCUUCUGGACAUUGCCAGAGCCCUGGACUCAUUCGCCCUCUCCACCGAAGCUGCUGUCGGACUUCUCAAAGGUACUGCCCUAGUCCUGGCUCGCCUGCCUCUGGAGAAGAUAGCAGAGUGUUUGAGUGACCUGUGUGCUGUGCAGGUCAUGGCCCUUAAGAAGCUUCUGUCUCAGAACCCCAGCAAUGGGAAAACUGCUGACCCCACUGUGUGGCUGGACAGGCUAGCGGUCAUCUUCCGACAUACAAACCCCAUCGUGGAGAACGGACAGACGCACCCCUGUCAGAAAGUCAUCCAGGAGCAGAUCUGGCCGGUGCUCUCGGAGACUCUGAACACACACCAGGCCGACAACCGCAUCGUGGAGCGCUGCUGCCGCUGCCUCCGAUUCGCCGUGCGCUGUGUGGGCAAGGGCUCGGCCUCCCUUCUACAGCCCCUGGUCACUCAGAUGGUGAGUGUGUACCAGGUGUAUCCCCACUCCUGCUUCCUGUACCUGGGCAGCAUCCUGGUGGACGAGUAUGGGAUGGAGGAUGGUUGCAGACAGGGACUACUGGACAUGCUACAGGCUCUGUGCAUGCCCACCUUCCAGCUGCUGGAGCAGCCCAAUGGCCUCCGCAACCACCCCGACACGGUGGACGACCUCUUCAGGCUCGCCACCAGGUUUGUCCAGCGCAGUCCCGUCACCCUGCUCAGCAGUGGCAUCAUCGUCCACAUCAUCCAGUGUGCCAUCGCCGCCACCACGCUCGACCACCGGGACGCUAACUGCAGCGUGAUGAAGUUUGUCCGAGACCUCAUCCACACAGGGGUCAGCAACGACCACGAGGAUGACUUUGAGGUGCGGAAGCAGCUGAUUGGCCAGGCCAUGGAGCAGCACGGGCAGCAGCUGGUCACCCAGCUCAUGCACACGUGCUGCUUCUGCCUGCCGCCUUACACCCUCCCAGACGUGGCUGAGGUGCUGUGGGAGAUCAUGGUGUUUGACCGGCCUACGUUCUGCCGCUGGCUGGAGAGUGCUCUGAAGGGGCUUCCAAAGGAGACGUCAGGAGGGGCCGUGACCGUCACACACAAACAGCUCACAGACUUCCACAAGCAGGUCACCAGUGCGGAGGAGUGUAAACAGGUGUGCUGGGCUAUCCGGGAGUUCACCAGAUUGUUCCGAUAGCCGCGCCCCAAAGAGAUCUGCCAGAACACCAGGUUAAAUCUUUUGUUGGCAAAUGUUCAGAGGUGACGGCAAAAAGGCUGAAGACUGCGGACAAGAAUCUAAAGGGAACUCCUACUGGAUUGAUAAGCGGGACUUGGCACUGUGGAAAGCCAAUAAGACGCAUCGCUAGGACUGGAGCGACAGGGUGAAACAAACCACACAUUUUGCAAGAGGAGCCCCCCCAACCCCCCUUCAGCUCCCUCUUGGUUCCCUGCCUCAUUGUUGCCCCAGAGGCGGGUGGCUGCAGUGUUGGAAGGGGGCGAGAUGGAGGCAGGCCCAAGGAGGAAGGACGUUCACCGACUGAAUGGACUGAAAUGGAUUAGUUCUGCGUCAGUUGGAUUUCUACAGGAUCCAUCUUCAAGAAGAAGAACAAAAUACGACAACAAAGAAAACAAAACAAAGGAUGUGCCUGGUUGCAAAUCAUAAUGCAUCAAAAAAAGACUUGUAAGUUUUUAAAAAUUUAGAAAUGAUUUAUUUUCAUGGACGUGUCUUUAGAACUUUAAAACAUGGUCUUGCUGUCCGUGCCAUAUAAAAAAUGAAUAGCAAACCCAUGAUGCCCUUCACAAAAUGGCAGCCAUUGCCUGUGGGGGGCAUUUAGGAAAUGGUGGAAGGGGAAUGCUUGGAGAUUUGGCGUCACCUUUGACCUUUUUAAACAUGUUGGCUGGAGUUUUACUGUUAUUUUGCCAGGAAGACUAUGGUGACAGGUAGGUCAAGCGGAUAGUGGAUUCUGGCAAAUGAUUUUUUUUUUUUUUUUUUUUGUUCCAACUGGUCCAUUUUUGGGAGAGGCAGACACUACCAUUGGCUAUGUAGCCUUGUUGUGAACAAUAAAAACAACUGUGAGGAACAAA